Messenger RNA from Ochotona princeps (American pika), 602 nucleotides. RefSeq names its product translocase of outer mitochondrial membrane 6 (gene TOMM6). Bases 80 to 304 code for a protein of 74 amino acids. Gene Ontology annotation, cellular component: mitochondrion; mitochondrial outer membrane translocase complex. The record is from RefSeq and is a predicted model, not a curated record. Lineage: Eukaryota; Metazoa; Chordata; Mammalia; Lagomorpha; Ochotonidae. The transcript is spliced from 3 exons.
CGGAAGUUGCGUGUGCGGUGGCGCCGCUGCAGCGAACGCAGUGCUGCAGGGCCAGGGCUGCGUGCCGGAGGGUGCUGCUAUGGCUUCCAGCAGCGUGGCUGGGAAGCCCUCCGGGUCCGCAAACGAGGCUCCCGAAAUCCCCGACAACGUGGGAGACUGGCUUCGGGGCGUCUACCGCUUCGCUACCGACAGGAAUGAUUUCCGGAGGAACUUGAUCCUCAACUUGGGACUUUUUGCUGCAGGCGUGUGGCUGGCCAGGAACUUGAGUGACAUCGACCUCAUGGCACCCCAGCCAGGGGUGUAGCUGAGCAGACAAACGGAAUUGCUGUGCUGUACUCGUACCUUCCAGAAGCAGUAAGCCAUCUGUGACACGCCCGGAUGGCAGCUCAGGUUGGGUGCUGUGGGGAGCCCCCCUGCCCUGCCUGCUCUUCCUUGAGUCCACUCAGCACUCUGCUCCCUGGUGGGCGGCCAGGCUGCAGCCAGGGUGUUGCCUCUGCUCUGUAAUGUCCUGGACGUGGUCCCUGCGGUUUGCACCGCCUUGUCCUGAGGAGUGAUGAUAGUGUCUUAACCAAUAUUUGAAAUAAAGACUGCGUACAAGGACA